This is a messenger RNA of Necator americanus (New World hookworm), 1761 nucleotides long. RefSeq lists its product as uncharacterized. Gene Ontology annotation, biological process: protein processing. Gene Ontology annotation, cellular component: plasma membrane. Gene Ontology annotation, molecular function: metalloendopeptidase activity. The record is from RefSeq and is a predicted model, not a curated record. Lineage: Eukaryota; Metazoa; Nematoda; Chromadorea; Rhabditida; Ancylostomatidae. The transcript has 16 exons. Bases 1 to 1761 code for a protein of 586 amino acids.
AUGGGCAGGUUGCAAGCCUCUAGUCCCGCUUUUGGACCGACGUGCAGGAUACAAGGAUGUCAUGAGUCAGUCCUAGCUCAGCAGAAACAGGGAGUCCAUCCCCUGAAUCCACCUGCGUCUCUGGGCAAGCACAAGGUCGCUUUUGCUUUAUUCGUCACUGAAGAAGUACUCAGCCCAAAGUCAGUUAAUGCGAUGAAGAACACGUACAAAAAGUGUUUAUCAAGUGACCAAGAUUGGGAAUUCAAAGGAGGGCCCAUCAACUUCGUUUUAGCAAGACUUGAAGGAUUUGGCUAUUUUCCGUUAAUGCAUGAUUAUGAACCGGAAACAGAUGUUGACUUGACACACUUGCUUGCAUACUUCAACAGAAACAAAACUGUAUUGAGUUCAAUACUGCCUGUUCUCACAAGGGAUGAGCAUUCUAUCUCGAAACUCAUAAUUACUUUCAAGAAGAGCGACGUAUAUUUGAUUGGGGAUUUUGGCGAGAUAGAUCACAAGAGGAUGGGUGAACUAAAGAAAAGCUUUAUGGAGCUGUUAUUUAAAAUGUCAUCUCGAAUCUGCAUCGAAGUACGUGACACAUGCAAUGACACUUCAAUCCGUCAGGGAAUAGGCGAGGUGCUGACUUUUAUGGAAAGGAUCAGCGGUCUUGCGCAACUGAACUUCUCCGAUGAGGGAAAACGGUAUCACUUAAGCGAGCUGGAUGUCAAUCUGUCGUCGGUUAAUUGGACCAAAUUCUUUAUUAUGACGACGCCCCCUGAUAUGCACAGUUACUUUCUUGCAGAUCCUUUGGUUGAGGUCCCAAGCAUGCGGUACACGAAAAGGAUAGACAAACUUCUGCAGAGAACACCUAAACGGGUUUUUACAAACUAUGUUAUUCUUCACUACAUUCUUUCAUGGAUACAAUACUUAGACGAUGAAUAUAGGCAACUGAUGGAGGAAUUUGUGAAGGAUGUUGGACUGGAGCAUUUCUCAGCGAAACAUGAUUUUUGUUACUUACUAGUGAGUAAGUGGUAUGAUGCAGCCGUGUUAUCAGUAUAUGGACAGCAUUUUGAUGGCAGAGAUACAGAAGAACUAGCAGAAAGGCUUGUUCGCGACGUCAUGGCCGCCUUUGAAGAAGGAAUAAAAGAAAAUAAAUGGAUGACGAACGAGCAGAAAAAGCUUGCGAUUUUAAAAGUCGAACGCAUGCGAGUGUACGCUGCUUAUGAUGACGUUCAUUUUAAUGACACCAAACUAGAUCAUCGUCACAAAAACCUUAUCGACCUUCAACAUCUAGGGUUCCUAGAUUUGGUGGAUAAGUACGAGUACAUGACAGGAGUCGCAAUUAUCAGAAAAUUGCUGGAUUACGAUCCCGCGGAAGAUUUUUCCCCGCACCUUAACAGCUUACUUCCAAGUCCAAAUGCCUUUUACGCUCCACUUAUCAAUAUGUUAGUUGUACCUGUUACAUGGCUCCAAGUACCCCUUUUCCACAGCGCUUAUCCAAUCUCAUACAAUUUCGGAUCAACCGCAUCCGUUAUUGGACAUGAGUUAAUGCAUGGAUUCGACGGCAGAGGGAUGCUUCUUGACGAAAACGGAAAGCCUAGAAAAUGGGAUGGAAACGACUGGUCGCUAGAAUUUAGAAAAAGAGCAACUUGCUUGGAGAAACUUUAUAACAGCUCUCUGGUGGAGCUGGAGUCGGUAUCAAAUGUGUUGCGCGCUUGGUCCGUGAACACUUGCGGUGCCCCGUCUCCACCGAACCUUUUAGUAGUACUUCUGUUCCGCUUCUGA